Molecule: messenger RNA, 2032 nt
Organism: Lycium barbarum (goji berry)
Lineage: Eukaryota; Viridiplantae; Streptophyta; Magnoliopsida; Solanales; Solanaceae
Product: branched-chain amino acid aminotransferase 2, chloroplastic-like
Exons: 9
Coding region: 101-817 (238 amino acids)
Biological process (GO): branched-chain amino acid metabolic process
Cellular component (GO): chloroplast
Molecular function (GO): branched-chain-amino-acid:2-oxoglutarate transaminase activity
Source: RefSeq, a predicted model, not a curated record
AUCUAUAACAGUGUCACCAAACUGCAAUACUUUUAAUACUCCUAGUACGUUGAAACUCUCGUGGCAAACGACACUGAUCUAAGUUCCAAGCACAGAUCAAAUGGAGAGUGGCGGCGCAUUGGCAGGGCUUCACCUUAAACCCACUUAUCUCCACCACCACCUUAAGCUUCUCCCUUCUUCUUCUUCUUUCACCUAUGAACGCCAUUUUUCUAAGCUUCAAAAGCAAUCACCUUUUGGUUCUUAUAGCUGUAAAUGCUCCAUAAACGAUGGAAGUCCUCUUCAGGUGUCCUCUCCUGCGAGUGCAACACCUGAGUUAGCCGACAUCGAUUGGCACAACCUUGGCUUUGGGAUUAUGCCUACGGAUUAUAUGUAUAUCAUGAAAUGUUCUCGAGAUGGAAACUUUUCUAAGGGUGAGCUACAGCGUUUCGGGAAUAUUGAGUUGAGCCCAUCUGCUGGGAUAUUAAAUUAUGGACAGGGAUUGUUUGAAGGUUUAAAAGCCUAUAAAAGACAUGAUGGUAAUAUAUUGCUGUUUCGACCCGAAGAAAAUGCUCUGCGCAUGAUGAUGGGAGCAGAACGUAUAUGCAUGCCUUCACCAUAUGUUGAACAGUUUCUUGAAGCAGUAAAAGCCACUGUUUUAGCAAAUGAAAGAUGGAUUCCUCCACCAGGUAAAGGUUCAUUAUACAUAAGACCGCUACUUAUGGGGAGUGAAUCUGUUCUUGGUGUUGCUCCAGCUCCUGAGUACACAUUCCUUAUUUAUGUAUCACCUGUGGGAAAUUAUUUUAAGGGAAGGUAUGGCACCAAUAAAUUUGGUAGUUGAGACGGAAAUGCAUCGCGCAACUCCUGGUGGAACUGGAGGUGUCAAGACUAUAGGAAAUUACGCUGCAGUAAGCUAGGUUUAUGGAAAUUUUGCUUAUUUCAGAUAUCUGUUUAAUGUUUAUGUAUUUCAAGGUUACCUGCUGAAAGCCUUAAUUGGACCCUGACUUAUUCUAUUUUCUUGGGGAUUGACAAUGACAAGUAUUGGUCCCACUUAUCUUGCUUAUCCUUAAUGUUUAUGUCUUUCACUCGUGUUACACUUGAUGUGUUUACAAAGGUAUUUGCAGUUUUAUAAUCAUAUUAUUACGUGGAAACACACAAAUCUAUAGGCUAGCUGUGAUCAUGAGAAGAAAAACAUUGUGCUUCACCUAGUUAUUUGAUACCUAAAUGGAUAUUAAGGUAUGGCUGAUCAAAACUAGUUUGGUGCCAGGGUGUAGUUUUUAUUGUAUAUGGAUAAUAAAAUCUGCAAUUGUUGAUGAAUUCAUUUUCAUUUGUGGGUUUUUAAAUGUAGGUUCUGAAGGCAUAGAGUGCUGCUAAAGCAAAAGGUUACUCUGAUAUUCUGUACCUUGAUAGUGUUAACAAAAGAUACCUAGAGGAGGUUUCCUCUUGUAAUGUUUUCAUCGUGAAGGGUAAUCUGAUAACAACUCCUGCAAUUAAAGGAACCAUUCUUCCUGGUAUCACACGAAAGAGCAUAAUUGAUGUAGCUGUAAGCCAAGGAUUACAGGUUGAAGAACGGCAAGUGUCUGUGGACGAAUUGCUUGAUGCUGAUGAAGUGUUCUGCACAGGAACUGCAGUGGUUGUAUCUCCAGUGGGCAGCAUCACUCAUCUCGGGAAAAGGGUAACAUAUGGAAGUGAGGGGGUUGGUCGUGUGUCAAAGCAACUAUAUUCUGCACUUACUAGCCUUCAAAUGGGACUAGCAAAGGAUAACAUGGGUUGGAUUGUUGAGCUAAAAUGAGCUUUGCUAUGUAAGGGAUAGUACCGUCUUUUGAGUUGUAAUGAGCUUUGCUAUCUUUGGAUUAAAGUUAUACAUACUUUUUCACGCUAUCAGGGCAAUUGUACCACUCAUAGCAGGUUAUUAAUUUAUUUUCAAGGUUUCCGUAUUAGGCUUGUCAUGGAGAAUUACUGUUGUAUGCCAAAUUUAAUUGAUGCUGUAAAAAAUCUAUGCACAGUCCGUGCACAUAACUUCGACUCUUUCUCAUUUAGCUAAAGUUUUUGUGAA